CACGGCGCGGUCACCUCACUCGCCAAGUAAAGAUGCUCAAGAGGCUCGCCCGCACUCCGUCGUCGCCAUGGGUCUGCUCACAAUGCCUGCGCCACUCGCUGCGCCAACGGAGGCCCAACAGCACCUUCGCCGCCGCCAACGCCCGCAAUCCCACUUCGCCGGCUGCCCUCUACGGUCUGUCUGCCAGCGGGAAGACAGAUGACGACGCCCUGCGCAAAGUCUUUGACAAUGCCUCCUUCUGGCAGAGCUUCAAGCAGGCGUCGUCCGACAAACCACCAUCCGGUAUCAUUGGCAACAAGUACCUUACACAUCCAGAGGGCUUCAUAGACUUUGUCACCAUCACCAUCCACCGCUGCAAUGCCGUCGUUGAAAAGGUCUCGACGGCCGAGUCGACAUCCGACCUCAGGAACAUGGUCAAAGAGCUGGACAAGCUGAGCGAUCUGCUGUGCAGAGUCAUCGACCUGGCCGACUUCGUGCGCGGGACGCACCCCGAUCGCAAGUUCCAGAUCAUGGCCAUCAAGGCAUACCACACCGUGUUCCAGUACAUGAACCAGCUCAACACCACACCCGUGCUAUACGAUCAGCUGAAGAGGGCGUCAGAGAUACCUGAAGUGUACGAGAGUUGGUCAGAGGAGGAGAAGAUUGUUGCACGAAUACUCAUGGAAGACUUUGCAAGAUUUGGGAUUGGAUUAAACGACGAAACGAGACAACGACUGGUGGACCUGAGCGGCGAAAUUGCAGAGGUUGGAUCGCAGUUUGUGGAAGGAAUGGCGCCGGAGAAGCAUUCGUUAAAGUUCAACUCCAAGAGGCUGAAGGGGCUGGACCCAAACCUGGCAAAGGCCUUGACGAAAUGGGGCGAGACGAAGAUAUCGACCAUGCACAACGAGGCGCAAAGCGUGUUACGAUUCGUCGACGACGCCGAUGUACGCAGAGACACAUACACAGCUGUUCGAACAGCCGGGAAAUCCAGCAUAGACCGCUUGGAGAAGAUGUUGAAACUCAGGGCAGAGCUGGCGAAACUGUCUGGAUACGAAACAUUCGCGCACAUGACGUUGGAGAAUAAGAUGGCAAAGACACCAGAAGCCGUCGACCAGUUUCUCAGAGCUCUACACCACGACAAUCAGCCGGCUGUAAAGGCGGACUUGGAGGAACUUUUAGCGCUGAAGAAAGGUGAUGCACAUCAGGACAACUUCCCUGACAGCAUCAACGCGUGGGAUAAGUUCUACUACACACAAAAGGUACUCUCCACAAUGGAGGGUCACUACAAGCAACGCACACCAGACUCUUUGUCUGCUUACUUCUCUGUUGGGACCGUGCUGCAAGGCAUCUCACGCCUCUUCGACCGUCUCUACGGCGUGCGUCUCGUCCCAAAAGAGACACAACCAGGCGAAGUAUGGGACGACGGCGUCCGUCGCCUAGACGUAAUAUCCGACACAGAAGGCCACAUCGCCGUGCUAUACUGCGACCUCUACUCACGCCCCGGCAAGACGCCAAACCCCGCACACUUCACGCUCCGCUGCAGCCGGGAGAUCCUCCCCGCCGAGCUCUCCGAAAUGUCGCACAUGCAGCACCGCUUCUCCUCGCCCAUCGAAGCCGCCACAGACGGCAUGCCCGUAUCCUUCAACGCAGAGCGAAACAGCUACUUCCAGCUCCCCACUAUCGCCCUCAUCUGCGACUUCUCCAAGCGCGCCCACCCGCGCCCCACCCUCCUCAACAUCCACGACGUCCGCACCCUAUUCCACGAAAUGGGCCACGCACUCCACUCGAUCCUCGGCCGCACCGCCCUGCAAAACGUCUCCGGCACCCGCUGCGCAACAGACAUCGCCGAACUCCCCUCAGUCCUAAUGGAGCACUUCGCCUUCUGCCCUCACGUCCUCGCCCUCUACGCUCGCCACUGGGAAACUGACGCCCCGCUGCCCCCGCAGGCCCUCGAGCACCGCCUCGCUAUCGAUACCCGCAACCAGUACACAGAGCUCGAGAGCCAGAUCCUACUCUGCAUGCUCGAUCAAGUCUACCACUCUGCCGCCCCGCUGCACAGCCCCUUCUCCUCCACGCACGUCUACCACGCCGUGUACAAUGAGUUCGCCAGCGUGCCUGAGCCUGCGGGCACCGCGUGGCAGGGCUUCUUCGGCCAUUUGUUCGGCUACGGCGCGACGUAUUACUCGUAUCUUUUCGAUCGCGCGAUUGCGGCGAAGAUCUGGCAGGAUGUUUUUCAGCGGCAGGGGCCUGAGGGGAGCUUGGAUAGGGAGAAUGGCGAGCUUUAUCGCAGGGAGGUGUUGAGGUGGGGGGGCGGGAGGGAUGGCUGGCAGUGUCUUGCUGGUGUGUUGAAGGAUCCGAGCUUGGCUGAGGGCGGCGAGAAGGCCAUGCAGGAGGUUGGGAAGUGGGGGAUUAGGGAUGCGGGGAAAUGAAUGGGGGAGGUAGUCUGGUAUGAAAGUAUGUGUUUGAUGUGGAUAGAGUAGAUCGGUGGAUUAUAUGUAUACAUGUACAUGCUAUUGACGCCUCCUUUUUCGCACAACCACAUAGACCAGUAGCCAUCUCUCUGGAGAACCAAUCAAUACACGUCUAGUACGACACACACACCCAACUACCCAUCAAACCCUCACUCCCGAACCUCAAUCCUCGCAAUCAACUCCCCACCCAACCUCGCAAU
Messenger RNA from Dothidotthia symphoricarpi CBS 119687, 2650 nucleotides. RefSeq names its product zincin. NCBI's taxonomy places the organism in Eukaryota, Fungi, Ascomycota, Dothideomycetes, Pleosporales, Dothidotthiaceae. The record is from RefSeq and is a predicted model, not a curated record. Gene Ontology annotation, biological process: peptide metabolic process. The coding region runs from base 33 to 2408 and encodes 791 amino acids. The transcript has a single exon. Gene Ontology annotation, molecular function: metalloendopeptidase activity. Gene Ontology annotation, cellular component: mitochondrion.